This is a messenger RNA of Diprion similis, 2934 nucleotides long. It is a transcript of the gene CrebB, whose product is annotated as cyclic AMP-responsive element-binding protein 1. NCBI's taxonomy places the organism in Eukaryota, Metazoa, Arthropoda, Insecta, Hymenoptera, Diprionidae. The coding region runs from base 298 to 1203 and encodes 301 amino acids. The record is from RefSeq and is a predicted model, not a curated record. Gene Ontology annotation, cellular component: nucleus; transcription regulator complex. The transcript is spliced from 9 exons. Gene Ontology annotation, biological process: regulation of transcription by RNA polymerase II. Gene Ontology annotation, molecular function: protein binding; DNA-binding transcription factor activity, RNA polymerase II-specific; RNA polymerase II cis-regulatory region sequence-specific DNA binding.
GAAUCCGUAAUAAAUAAAGAAGAAAACUGAUCAAGCGAUCCGGCAACCACCAUCCGCCAUUGCGCGCGGAGUUAUACGGACGCCAUUUUGAUCGUGACGCGAAGUUCACUCGUCGUGGGCUCCACCAGUGACGAAGCCACUGGAGUUUUGACGUGGCUGCUACGUACUUGCCCGUUUGCCCACUCCGAUUGCAGCAAAGUUGGUGACGAGGAAUACGUAACUGCAUUUUAUUUUACAGCCUUAAAUAAGGGAUAGUUGAGUGUCUACAGUGUAUAAAGGGCUAGCGGUCCCCAGGCUAUGGAAAGUAUGGUUGAAGAAAACGGAUCAACCGUUGACCCGUUGUCGCAGGGAUCUCAGAGUGGAGAUGCUGCACCUGCGAUAGCAACAUCGGUACAAUCUUUGAGUAGAUCCCAGCACCAUCUGGUGGCUUCGACCAGCAUUGUGCAACUGACGCUUCCCUUAUCAGGGACAACGCAGGUACAAUCUGUGAUACAACCAAACCAGCAGUCGGUUAUUCAGACUGCUACAAACAUACAGCCUGUUGCUCUGUCGAAGGCAAACGUCAUUCUCGUCAGUAAGCCCAAUUCAGUCAUACAAACGACGCAAGGCAGCCUACAAACUUUACAGGUUGUCGAAACUGGAAGUGAUGACAGCUUCUCGGACGAGGAAUCUCCAAAAAAGAGGAGGGAUAUUUUAACCAGAAGACCAUCUUAUAGAAAAAUCCUCAACGAUUUAGGCGGAGGUGAGAUUGCAGAGGGUCGAUUGCCCCCCCUCGAGUCCUCCUCGGAGUGUGACUCCAACGUGGACAGCGAAGUGUCUUCGCACUCGCUUCACUAUCAGACAGUAAUACCUGCAGGGACUAUUCAAAUUGCGACCCAAGGGGAGGGUGUUCCAGGGCUUCACACGCUAACUAUGAGCAAUGCGGCGACAGCGGGCGGAGCCAUAGUUCAGUAUGCACAGGGCCAGGACGCGCAAUUCUUUGUCCCAGCUUACACAGGCCAUGGGGUUGUGGUCGAAGAUGCUGCCAGAAAAAGGGAACUCAGGCUUCUGAAGAAUAGGGAGGCAGCGCGCGAAUGCAGGCGGAAAAAGAAGGAGUACAUAAAGUGUUUAGAAAAUCGGGUCGCUGUGUUGGAGAACAGAAACCAAACAUUGAUUGACGAAUUGAAAUCAUUGAAAGAACUUUACCAGCAAAAAACUGACUGAGGUUUGUACCUGGUGCUGGUGUAUUGUAACAAAUCCACAAUAACGAUUGUGUGCGUUCACGCCGCCCUCUGAUACGUUUUCAGUAACGUACAAUCGGGAGGCCAGCGGUGGCGAUGUACAUAAAUUCGUAUAGAUAAGUGUUCUGUAACAUAUUGUAUUUAUGUACUACUACUACAACUACUACUACUACUACUACUAUUACUACUAUUAUUACCAUUACUACACUACGAGGGAGUAGGAGAGAAGGAUAAAAGAGGAAUGAAGUGAAGGCUUGUGAAACUUGCUCUUACUAAAGCGAGAAGCCAAAGGUUUGCAAAUUUACGCAAACAAAUAUUCAUGUAAGCAACACGUUCAAAAGAUGACCCUAUUUUUUGUAUAAACAUAACAUAGUAAUAUCAAAUGUCAAGUAAAAUUUUAUCAUCCUAACUGUUCGUGGCAUUAACAUACGUUAGCUUCGAGACUGUUAUGCACGGACGAUAUUAGGUAGGCAGAUUAGAAUUUUGAGGUACACGAUCUAGUGACAUUGAGAAGGUUUAAAAACUUCAAACACACAGAUACUGACAACAUCUUUUCAUGUUGUAUUAAUUGAAAAUUUUAUUAUAAAUUGUCCAAUCACGCCGCUGCUGUGCAAUAACACUUUUACUAUUGUUUGAUAUUUGUUAAUUGUUUUACUGCUCGAUGUAAGAGAUAUGAAUAUUAACUCUUGGAUUAUGGAAGUAACGCGUCGUAAUUUUAAUGUAUUUUUUUUUCUUUCUUUCUUUCUGUUUUCUUUUCUAUCUUUUAUAAGUACAUUCAUAGUUUUAGAUUUGCAUAAAAUGCGGAGGACUAAAAAUUUCGAAGUGAAAUUUAUAUUCUGAACAUUGGCCUGAAAAAUUUUAGCACUCUUGCUACCGAUAAUAUGAAGCAGGAGUCUACAGUGCUCAUUUUGAAAUUGAAUGAACUUUAUUAUUUAACUGCACGAAUCAAUUUAAAAUCAUCGGUAUGUGUAUAAAAUAUCUGAGAGAAUCGAGAGUCCUCGAUAAACAUUGACCGUUUGUCACAUUUUUUCAAGACAGUAUAAGAUACUUUAUUGAAUAAAGAAAAGAAAUUCCAAUGUCAAUGCACUAGCGAACCUUCUGUAUUUUGUUAAACUGUUUCUGCCAGAUCAGUUAAGAUGGCACAUUUUUUAAGCACAGGCAAUAUAUUAAAUUUUGUUAAAAAAAAAGAAAAAAAAAAAAACAGCCAUCACAAGUAAAACAGACGAAAAUGCCACGAAAUGCUUGUUUUUUUUCUUUUUCUCUUUUAAUAAUAAUUUUAAGAAUUGAAUAGCCUCAAAAUGCUCCGAGCUGGCCACCACACCCUUGUAUAUUAUAGAUGUAAUAUAAAUUUGGAGUGCCUUGCAAAUUACAGUAUAUGCAUAUAUAUGUAUAUACAUACAUACACACAUACAUAUAUAUAUAUAUAUAUAUAUAUAUAUAUAUAUAUAUAUAAAAAUAAUAGUAAUUAAAUGAUUAUAUAUGACGUAGAUAUGGGUCGAGAUGAUAUUUACAAAGUUAUUUAUCGCAGUACAACCGAUAGCAUUAUUUCCACGUAAUGAAAUCAUUUUUAUCUUAUUCUAUUUCCUUAAAUUCUGUCAGGUUCAUGCAUAUUCAUUCGGCUUUUGAAUUAUCAACUGCUACGUAAAAUGAUCGAGUUUAACUGGAGUAACGAACUACAUAUUAUGCAGACAGAAAGCAAGUCACGAGUUGUUGU